AUGAUGAACAACAGUUGCAUCAGCUGGAGGAGCAAGAAGCAACGAACGGCGGCACUGUCAUUAACGGAAGCAGAGUACAUGGCGCUAUCGGAGGCUACACAAGAAGCAGUUUGGUUGAAAGUGUUCCUGUGCGAACUUGAUGAAAUGACAAGUAACCAAGCUAUUAAGAUCUUCGAGGACGACCAAGGAUCGAUUGCAUUGACCAAGAACCCAUGA
Molecule: messenger RNA, 216 nt
Organism: Peronospora matthiolae
Lineage: Eukaryota; Oomycota; Peronosporomycetes; Peronosporales; Peronosporaceae
Source: the annotation of a GenBank genome assembly